AUGGCCGCCGGCAUCCGACCAAUCAGCGGUGCCGACCUCACCUGCCCUCACCAAGAUGGCCGCCCCGGACCGAGUCUCCCCUUCGACCGCAUGAAAAUGGAGGCGGAGAAGCGGCAGUUGGUGACAUCGCUGCGGACGGAGCUGAGCGGCGCGGCGGCCGGAAAGCGAGGAUGGGGAGACGUCAACGUCAACGUCAGCGCAGCGGCGGGAAAGCGAGGAUGGGGAGACGUCAACGUCAACGUCUGCGCGGUGGCGGGAAAGCGAGGAUGGGGGGAGACGUCAACGUCAGCGCGGCGGCGGGAAAGCGAGGAUGGGGGAGACGUCAACGUCAACGUCAGCGCGGCGGCGGGAAAGCGAGGAUGGGGGAGACGUCAACGUCAACCAACAAACAAAAAACCACCCCGGAACCAACAUGCCGCGUUUCGCCCUCCACCCGGACGCCUGAGACCCGCCGUCCCGCGUUGCCAGCGCCGGUGCGCCGCCCUAAAGCGUCCCCCUCCCGCCGGAAGUGCCUUUGUGGACAAGAUCCAGGAUCUUGCUCCGCUACAGGAUCUUUGCUUUGGACAAGAGGUCGCCACCCAAACGCAUGUGGUGCGGGAAUCCAGCUACAGAAAUAAGCAGUGCAACAAGCGCUCCCAGUCCAGUCACCUGCUGGAGCACCAGCGCACCCACACCGCGGAGCGGCCCUACACCUGCGACCAAUGCGGCAAGAACUUCGUCUGCUCCAGCAGCUUGCUGUCUCACCAACGCACCCACACCAGGGACCGCCCCUACGCCUGUGCCCAGUGCGGCAAGAACUUCACCCAGUCCAGUCACCUGCUGAAGCACCAGCGCACCCACACUGGGGAGCGACCCUACACCUGCACCCAAUGCGGCAAGGGCUUCAUUUGCUCCAACAGCCUGCUGGGGCACCAGCGCACCCACACCGGGGAGCGCCCCUACAUCUGCACCCAGUGCGGCAAGGGUUUCAUCCGUUCUAGUCACCUGCUGGAGCACCAGCGCACCCACACCGGGGAGCGCCCCUACAUCUGCACCCAGUGCGGCAAGGGUUUCAUCCGUUCUAGUCACCUGCUGGAGCACCAGCGCACCCACACCAGGGAGCGCCCCUACACCUGCGCCCAGUGCGGCAAGAGCUUCACCCAGUCCAGUCACCUGCUGAAGCACCAGCGCACCCACACUGGGGAGCGGCCCUACACCUGCACCCAAUGCGGCAAGGGCUUCAACUGCUCCAACAGCCUGCUAGGGCACCAGCGCACCCACACCGGGGAGCGCCCCUACAUCUGCACCCGGUGCGGCAAGAACUUCACCCAGUCCAGUCACCUACUGAAGCACCAGCGCACCCACACCGGGGAGCGGCCCUACACCUGCACCCAGUGCGGCAAGCGCUUCACCCGGUCCAGCAACUUGCUGGUGCACCAGCGCAUCCACACCGGCGAGCGCCCAUUCACCUGCACCCAGUGCGGCAAGGGCUUCAACCAGUCAAGCACCCUGCUGGUGCACCAGCGCACCCACACUGGCGAGCGCCCCUACACCUGCGUCCAGUGCGGCAAGGGCUUCAGCAUCUCCUCCAAGCUACUGUCCCACCAGCGGGUGCACACCGGAGAGAGACCCUUUGUGUGCGCUGAGUGUGGCAAGGGUUUCACCCACAUGUCCAGCCUGUGGCAGCACCGGCGUACCCACAGCGGU
Messenger RNA from Amblyraja radiata (thorny skate), 1686 nucleotides. Its product is annotated as zinc finger protein 436-like. Lineage: Eukaryota; Metazoa; Chordata; Chondrichthyes; Rajiformes; Rajidae. Gene Ontology annotation, cellular component: nucleus. Gene Ontology annotation, biological process: regulation of transcription by RNA polymerase II. The record is from RefSeq and is a predicted model, not a curated record. Gene Ontology annotation, molecular function: RNA polymerase II transcription regulatory region sequence-specific DNA binding; DNA-binding transcription factor activity, RNA polymerase II-specific. The annotation marks the transcript as partial. The transcript has 6 exons.